Molecule: messenger RNA, 1991 nt
Organism: Xiphophorus hellerii (green swordtail)
Lineage: Eukaryota; Metazoa; Chordata; Actinopteri; Cyprinodontiformes; Poeciliidae
Gene: cysltr1
Product: cysteinyl leukotriene receptor 1
Exons: 2
Coding region: 500-1615 (371 amino acids)
Biological process (GO): G protein-coupled receptor signaling pathway
Cellular component (GO): plasma membrane
Molecular function (GO): leukotriene receptor activity
Source: RefSeq, a predicted model, not a curated record
GGAAUUAUCAGGAAACAGAUUCAAGAUGCAUCAAGAAGUGCAUAAAAAGCAGAGCGGCACUAAGCUGUAUUCAAACGGCUGCAGGAUGGAGAGCUGAAAGAGCCAUCACCGAAACCAAACCCUUCUGCACCGCUGCACCUCGCGCUUCUUCUUCUUCUUCCCCCCCUUCACUUCCACCUGUUUCUGCGUUUGCUGCACUGUCUGUGGCUUUCUGUGAUGUCACCGGGUUCCUCCGCCGCGUAGCCGAGGAGACAGACCGGUCCUGCGCUGACAAACACAUAAAACAGCUGACAGCCUGAAGAGAGAGAGAGAGAGAGAGAGAGGGAAGGAAGAGAGAGCUUCAUCCCUCCGCAGCUGAUGAGGCGAAGCGGUGGAGGGGACUCUCUGAAGCGGCACCACCUGGACCUUCUUUAACGGGACAGAAAGUUGGAAAGUUGGUGAUUUUUGCAGAGUUUUAUCCCGCGGUCUUCCCCUCGGUCUCGGCAAGCUGCGACCAGACAUGGCGUACUCGAACGAGACAGACGGCGUGGGCAACAGAACCGGAGAAUGCCACCCCAUCGACGACUUCCGUAACCAGGUCUACUCCACGUCGUACUCCCUCAUCACGGUGCUGGGGUUUGUGGGGAACGGCUUCGCCCUGAUCGUGCUGAUCAAAACGUACCGCCAGAUCACGCCCUUUCACGUCUACAUGAUGAACUUGGCCAUGUCCGACCUGCUGUGCGUGAUGACUCUGCCUCUGCGGGUUCUCUACUAUGUCCGAAAAGGUCAGUGGGAGCAAGGGGAUUUCCUCUGCCGCAUCAGCUCCUACUUCCUCUACGUGAACCUCUACUGCAGCAUUUACUUCAUGACCGCCAUGUCCGUCACGCGGUUCCUGGCUAUAGUUUAUCCCGUGAAGAACUUGGGGAUGGCCACGGUCAACCGCGCUCGCUUUGUGUGUCUGGGGAUAUGGGUCUUCAGCAGUUUUGCAUCUUCGCCCUUUCUCAUGACUGGUCAAUCCUUCGACCCAAAGUCAAACAAAACCAAAUGCUUCGAGCCACCGGAAUACAAUAGUGAACGUCUACCCAAGCUGCAGGCGCUGAACUACUUUGCUCUAGUGCUGGGGUUCAUCCUGCCCUUCCUGGUUAUACUAAUCUGCUACGCCGGAAUAGUCCGCACUCUGCUUUCUCGCAACCCGGCUGCCCGUCGACAGAAGAGCUCGGCUUCGAAAGCCAUCAGGAUGAUCGUCAUCGUCCUGCUGACCUUCCUGGUCAGCUUCAUGCCGUACCACAUACAGCGCACCAUCCACCUGAGUCUGCUUUCCACGGCGAUGACCUGCGAAGACAAGAGCUUCAUGCAUAAGUCCGUGGUGGUGACCCUGUGCCUGGCCGCCUGCAACUCGUGCUUUGACCCCAUGCUGUACUUCUUCUCCGGAGAGAGCUUCCGCAGUCGCCUGUCCUCCUUGCGCAACACGAUGAAAAACAGCGCCAUGCGUCGCCCGUCCAAGAUGAAGCAGAUCGUGAGCUCAGAGUCCGGGGAGAACCAGAACCAGGUCGAAGGCUUCACUCCGGCAUGCCUGGCAGAUCUUCGAACAAGCAGAGGGUCUUUGGUUAAAGCAGGGAAUGAAAGCAACAUAUAAAGGAAACACGAAAGGAAAAAAAAACUAAUUUUUUUUUUACAAAUGUUGCUGCAGCAUGAGUAUUAAACGUUCAGUAAGUUAUAAGACUAAUGAAGACAGGUUUCAUUGAAAUGGAUAUUUAUUUUUCAAAAGACUGCUUAUUUAAAUGAGUAAUAUAAUAUCACACGAACAGUAAACAGCAACCUGUUGUACUUCAUAGGUUAGUGUAUGAUCAUAUCGUUGUAGGAAUGCGUCCUGGAUAACGUUUUAACAGAUGUUUUGAACCCUGAGUGUCAUGAAUGUGUCUCGUUUCUUAUGAAGGACAUGUGCCGUCUUUGUGAAAUGCUGUGGACGUAAACACAACGUCAAGACAAUAAAUCAUGUGGAUAAAUCAAUA